GAGGGGGCUGGAGGCCCCAGGCCCGAGGAUAUGGAGCGGUUAGGGGAGAAAGCCAGUCGCCUGCUAGAGAAGUUAAGACUCUCGGACUCCGGCAGCGCCAAGUUCGGCCGCAGAAAGGGUGAAGCUAGCCGGACUGGGUCUGAUGGGACCCCCGGGCCGGGCAAGGGACGCCUGAGUGGGCUGGGGGGACCUAGGAAAUCAGGGCCCCGAGGAGCUACUGGGGGACCCGGAGAUGAGACAUUGGAGCCAGCCCGGGAGCAAGGCCCCCAGGACGCUGAGCGGAACCCGCGCGGCUCCUUUGAGGCGCAGCGCUACGAAGGUUCCUUUCCCGGGGGGCCGCCGCCCACCCGGGCCUUGCCUCUACCUCAGUCGUUACCCCCAGAUUUCCGGCUGGAGACCACGGCUCCGGCCCUGAGUCCCCGCUCCAGUUUCGCCAGUAGCUCAGCCAGCGACGCGAGUAAGCCGUCCAGUCCCCGCGGCAGCCUGCUGCUGGACGGGGCGGGAGCUGGAGGAGCCGGAGGUAGCCGGCCCUGCAGUAAUCGUACCAGUGGCAUCAGCAUGGGCUACGACCAACGCCACGGGAGCCCUCUGCCCGCAGGGCCGUGCCUGUUUGGCCCACCCCUGAGCGGGGCUCUGGUCGGCUAUUCCGCCGGAGGGGUCCCGUCUGCCUACCCGGAGCUCCAUGCCGCCCUGGACCGACUGUGCGGGGCUGGCCCGCGGGGGUUCGGCUGCCAGGAAAGCCGCCACUCAUAUCCCCCGGCUCUGGGCAGCCCCGGAGCUUUAGCCGGGGCCGGAGUGGGAGCGGCGGGGCCUUUGGAGAGACGUGGGACUCAACCCGGACGACACUCGGUGACUGGCUACGGGGACUGCGCCGCGGGCGCCCGAUACCAGGACGAGCUAACUGCGUUGCUGCGCCUGACGGUAGGCACCGGUGGGCGAGAAGCCGGCGCCCGCGGGGAACCCUCGGGGAUUGAACCAUCGGGUCUCGAGGAGACGCAGGGUCCGUUCGUUCCGGAGGCUGCCCGGGCCCGGAUGCGAGAGCCAGAGGCCAGAGAGGACUACUUCGGCACCUGUAUCAAGUGCAACAAAGGCAUCUAUGGGCAGAGCAAUGCCUGCCAGGCCCUGGACAGUCUCUAUCACACCCAGUGCUUUGUCUGCUGCUCCUGUGGGAGAACUUUGCGCUGCAAGGCUUUCUACAGUGUCAACGGCUCUGUGUACUGUGAGGAAGAUUAUCUGUUUUCAGGGUUUCAGGAAGCAGCUGAGAAGUGCUGUGUCUGUGGUCACUUGAUUUUGGAGAAGAUCCUUCAGGCAAUGGGGAAGUCCUAUCACCCAGGCUGCUUCCGAUGCAUCGUUUGCAACAAGUGCCUAGAUGGCGUCCCCUUCACAGUGGACUUCUCCAACCAGGUGUACUGUGUCACUGACUACCACAAAAAUUAUGCCCCUAAGUGUGCAGCCUGCGGUCAACCCAUCCUCCCUUCAGAGGGCUGUGAGGACAUUGUGAGGGUGAUAUCCAUGGACCGUGAUUAUCACUUUGAGUGCUACCACUGUGAGGACUGCCGGAUGCAGCUGAGCGACGAGGAAGGCUGCUGCUGUUUCCCUCUAGAUGGGCACUUGCUCUGCCACGGCUGUCACAUGCAGCGACUCAAUGCCCGACAGCCCCCUACCAACUAUGUCUGA
Marmota flaviventris (yellow-bellied marmot) is the source of this 1677-nucleotide messenger RNA. RefSeq names its product ajuba LIM protein (gene Ajuba). Gene Ontology annotation, molecular function: transcription corepressor activity. NCBI's taxonomy places the organism in Eukaryota, Metazoa, Chordata, Mammalia, Rodentia, Sciuridae. Gene Ontology annotation, biological process: response to hypoxia; regulation of DNA-templated transcription; negative regulation of hippo signaling. Gene Ontology annotation, cellular component: transcription regulator complex; P-body; nucleus. The record is from RefSeq and is a predicted model, not a curated record.